Messenger RNA from Drosophila suzukii, 735 nucleotides. RefSeq lists its product as uncharacterized. Gene Ontology annotation, biological process: regulation of microtubule polymerization or depolymerization; protein localization to microtubule; spindle assembly. Gene Ontology annotation, molecular function: microtubule plus-end binding. Gene Ontology annotation, cellular component: microtubule organizing center; microtubule plus-end; spindle midzone. Lineage: Eukaryota; Metazoa; Arthropoda; Insecta; Diptera; Drosophilidae. The record is from RefSeq and is a predicted model, not a curated record.
AUGGAGAACAUCGAGUUAACCGCCAAGGAGAGAGCCCUUAUGCAAAUCUCUGCUACAAUACGCAAGUGGGUCAAUGAGACCCUAGAGACCGACAUCCAGUGCAUCGAGGAACUGUGCUCUGGCGCGAUCUACUGCCAGCUUUUGGACCGGGUUUACGAAAAUCUCGUGCCACUGAAGAUUGUGAUUUUUGCGACGAACGCUAUAACCGACUUCAGGAAGAACUUCGCGUUGUUGCAGUUAUGCCUCUUUGAUACGGAGAUGUCGAUUGAUGUUCCAAUCGAAGACCUCGUUUGGUGCGACUUCGAGGCCAACCUAAAGUUUGCCGCGACCUUUUACAAGUACUUCAAGCUGGUGACCACCAGAAAUCCGAAUUGCAGGAAGAGCUACGAUCCACUGGCCGCCAGGAACUACCAAAGAUUCUCGCUCGCACCGCCGACCUUUGUUUCGCGUGGCACCGAUGCCCAGAAUCUCGUCGAGCUGGCUUUCGCUGGCAUUAAGAACAUCGUGGACUAUGAUGAAAUCAAGGACGUCUUGGACCUCAAGGACUACAUGGACAGCAAGCGAGUUCAGGAGAUAAAGGACAUAAAGGACGUCGAGGGAGUCGAUGACAUGGACAUGAAGGACGUGGACGAUCUGGAGGAUAGCAACGAGGACGACAAGAUCAAGGACUCGAUCCGUGUUGAACCGAAGGACUAUGGUCGCCGUCUGAAUUCUGAAAGCUACGUCAUACUCUAG